Molecule: messenger RNA, 2102 nt
Organism: Ananas comosus (pineapple)
Lineage: Eukaryota; Viridiplantae; Streptophyta; Magnoliopsida; Poales; Bromeliaceae
Product: rubisco accumulation factor 1, chloroplastic-like
Exons: 2
Coding region: 570-1934 (454 amino acids)
Cellular component (GO): chloroplast
Source: RefSeq, a predicted model, not a curated record
UUGACACGUGGCAAGCAUAUAGAAAGCCACGUGUCAGCUUCUCACAUAGGGUUCAUUAAGGGUUCUACUUUUAUAUAUAGUAAUAGAUUUUUGUUUGCACAAAUAGCAUCUUCAUAAUAAAGAUUAUGAGUUUUCUUCUACAAAUGUAAAAGAAUCAAUUGGACAUAAAAUUUGUACUUAACUUUUUUUUUAGAGAGAUUCAUUUAGAAAUAAAUUUAGUUAGAAAUAUGAAUCAACUAGAAUUCAAACUUAGAACUUCGGGAACCAACUAUUAAACCCUUUGUCACUUGGGGCAGAGAACAUCGGGCACUCGUACUUAACUUUUGGAUAUAUAAAUAGUAUGUAAAAAAAAGGGUUAUAGGCCGGGCCGGGCUGGGCAGAAUAAGGUGUUUAACGAAUGUUGUCUGGCCCGCUGUUCUGUCAUUCGGGAAGAAUUUACUAAAACUUGGUGAAAAGAAAAAGGAAGAAGCAGAUGAUAAGGCCCCCCGCCUCUCCCUCUUUUCUGCCACUCUCAUCCUAGUUCUCCUCUCUCUCUAUUAUCCCUUCUCUCUCCCGCAAUUCCCCCAACCAUGCUCUCGCUCUCCCACCCUCCCAAACCCCCCUCCUUCUUCCCCUACCACCAAAACCCCCGCCUCACCACAGAAAAUCGCAGCCGGCUGCAGCAGCAGCAGCAGCAACAGCAACAGCAGCAGCGCCGGCUGUCGGUGUCGGUGUCGGCGUCGGCCGCGAAGCUCCCGUUCUCCCCUCCGCCGUCUUCCCCUCCGGGCGAGGUGUACCAGCCCUUCCGUCCCCCGCCGUCGUCACCGCUCCCCGCGCGCUUCCGCUCGCUGUCCGUGGUGGAGCGCCUCGAUGUCCUCCGCCUCCGCCUCGGCCUCUGGCACGAGUACGCCCCCCUCAUCUCCGCCCUCUCCCGCGACGGCUUCACCCCCUCCUCCAUCGAGGACGCCACCGGCAUCCCCGGCGCCGAGCAGAACCGCCUCGUCGUCGCCCACCAAGUCCGCGACUCCCUCGUCGCCUCCGCCGCCUUCCCCCCCGACCUCCUCGCCUUCUUCGACUACGGCGGCGGCCCCGAGCUGCUCUACGAGCUGCGCUUCCUCAGCGCCGCCCAGCGCGCCGCCUCCGCCGCCCGCGUCGCCGAGCGCCGCCUCGACCCCCGCGGCGCCCGCGACCUCGCCCGCGCCGUCAAGGACUUCCCCCGCCGCCGCGCCGACGACGGCUGGCGCGCCUUCUCCCCGGACUCCCCCGCCGACUGCCUCGCCUUCGCCUUCUUCCGCCAGAGCCGCGAGGCCCUCGACCACGCCGACCGCCUCGCCGCGCUCCGCCGCGCCCUCGACACCGCCGACACCGACUCGGCCAGGGCCCGGAUCGCGGAGGAGAUCGAGCGACGAGCAGACGGUUCGAAAGAGGAGGAUGAGGAGGAGGAGGCGGAGCGGCGCGCGGCGGUGCCGGUGCUGAGGCUGAGGUACGGGGAGGUGGCGGAGGCGGCGGCGGUGGUGCUUCUCCCGGCGGUGCGGGCGGCGGAGGGGGCGGCGGGGGUGGCGGCGGCGCCGGCGAGGCUGCGCGCGCAGGGGGAGCUCGGCGUGGUGGCGGCGGAGACGGCGUGGGGCCGGUGGGCGGUGCUGCCCGGGUGGGCGCCGGUGAUGGAGGCGUCGGAGACGGCGGUGGCGGUGGAGAUGGAGGACGGGCGGGCGCUUCCGUGGCGGUCGAUUUUGGCGGCGGCGGAGGAGGCGGUGUUGGUGGUGGCGGAUAGGGGGCGGCGCAAGGUCGAACAGGAGGGAGGGGCCUACGUAGUGGACAGGGAGGGGAGGUUGGUGGUGGAGAGGGGUAAGAGGUUGAUGGAGACGGGGGUGGCGCAGGCGGUCGCCACCGUCGUGUUGGUGGUGCGCCCGCCCAGGGAGGAAGACGACCAGUUGAGUGAGGAGGAUUGGGAAUAAACAAUGCUAAUACAUCCCCCGAAAUAUUUCCUUUUGAACUUUUGUUAUUAUACAGCACAAGUGGAAAAAGUUUGCAUUGGAAGCACCAAAAUGUCUGAAUCAAAGCUAUUGAAUUUGAUUGGAACAUCAAUUUGAAUCUUUUAUGCAAGUUUCAGUCAAUUACUAGAA